Molecule: messenger RNA, 359 nt
Organism: Austrofundulus limnaeus
Lineage: Eukaryota; Metazoa; Chordata; Actinopteri; Cyprinodontiformes; Rivulidae
Product: poly [ADP-ribose] polymerase 4
Cellular component (GO): cytoplasm
Molecular function (GO): NAD+ poly-ADP-ribosyltransferase activity
Source: RefSeq, a predicted model, not a curated record
AUCACACUGAAGCCUUCCUGAAAGCUCAGCCGCUCUCUGAGGUUCGUCAGGCAGCUGAGAGCUUCAUCAAGCGCUGCUCUCCAGCAGGGGGCGGCACCGAGCUGUGGCGGCCCCUGCGAGCGCUCGGCCUGCUGCCGCCGUCCCGCGGCGUCCGGAACCUGCUGCUGCUGUCGGAYGGCCACAUCCAGAACCCCGCGCUGACCCUGCAGCUGCUCAGAGACCACGCCCCCCACAGCCGCCUCUUCACCUGCGGCCUCAGCCCGACAGCCAAUCGGCACCUGCUGAGAGCCCUCGCUCAGGCAGGGGGAGGAGCUUAUGARUUCUUCGACACAAAAACUAAACACACCUGGGCAGAGAAG